Messenger RNA from Botrytis fragariae, 855 nucleotides. RefSeq lists its product as uncharacterized. Bases 1 to 855 code for a protein of 284 amino acids. The transcript is spliced from 2 exons. NCBI's taxonomy places the organism in Eukaryota, Fungi, Ascomycota, Leotiomycetes, Helotiales, Sclerotiniaceae. The record is from RefSeq and is a predicted model, not a curated record.
AUGUCAACCGCAGAAAUUCCUAUCAUCAAAGUGUUAUUCACACUUCAUGCUGGCAUGGAUGCUUUGGAUUUCAUCGGUCCCCUUGAAGUCCUUAGCCGUGCUCAGCAUGAUGUUAAUGAUCCAAAAUCCAAGGCAUUCGAUUGCAAGUUCGUUGCUGCCGAGGAAUUCACCAUCUCCAACCAAGGAGCUGCUUUCCGUGCUCACUUCAAUUACAAAGAUGCUUAUGCCACUCUUUCACAAUACGAUAUCCUCAUCGUUCCAGGUGGUGGAUCUGAUCAAGUCCUCAAGAACAAAGCUGAGCCUCUUGGUCUCAUCAGAGCUUUCUCUGAUUUGCAGAAGAAACAUCCGGAGAAGGAACGCACACUUUUAUCCAUCUGCACUGGUUCUCUCUUCCUUGCUCAACAAGGUAUCCUUCACGGUCUUUCAGCUACCACCCACUCAGACUACUUCGCCAAAUUUGAAAAUAUCAAUAGUGAGGCUGCACAAAGAGACUUGGCAGAACGUUGUGACGUUGUUGAGGAAAGAUAUGUGGUGAAUAAUCUUCGAUUUGAUAUUGAUUCUCCAGAGGAGAGUCAAUAUGUUCGUCGCAAGUCUGAUGCUAGACGUCCGUCCAAUGCCCGUAAGGGUUCCAAUGCUUGGAAGGAAUCAAACAAUCGUCGUGAAAGUAAUGCUCGUAGAGCUGCUUUACGUCUUGGUGGUCUUCGCGUUAUCACCACCGGAGCCAUCACUUGUGGACUCGAUGCUAGUUUGUAUCUUGUCAGCGUCAUGGUCAAUGAAGAGACUGCUGGUGAGAUUGCUAAGUUUAUGGAGUAUGAAUGGAAGAAGGGCAUUGUUGUUGAUGGAAUUGACAUCUAA